AUGACAAAAAAAUCUGGACAUCCAAGCAAAGGGGAGGGAUGUGACUUCAUCCUCGAGGCCAAAAAUCGCCAAGCAAAAAGUUGGUUACCAAGUGGUGCUCCAAAAGAAAAACAUUGGCAGCAGACAUGUAGAAAUUUGGACAACUUGGAAAAAAUUAACAGCAACAUUAAACAACAGCUCGGGGUGAAGGAUGCUACAGAAGACUCCAUCUAUCAUACGGAUCUUAAGAAUGAAAUCUUUCAAUGGAGAGCAGAACUUAGAGAAUCCGAAUAUCUGAUAUCUCCCCAUGAAGCAAAAGACCACACUUCUCUGUCAAACAAACCUUUAGAUCAUGAACUCGUACAUUUUUCUCAAAAAUGCAAGAAUAAUCGUCUAUUUUAUUUCCAGGAAACAUCAAACCAAAAUUCAUUUAAACCCUCCAUUUCAUUACAACCUAUAUUUUUUACAUCUAUUGAUCGUACCAAUUUUAAUUCUAUCGAAAAUAAGACGAAAACAGAAAUUUCUGCAAAGAUAGAGGAGCAGCUGGAGGAUCUACUGGACUUGGAUUAUGAUGCUGGAGAGCAAAAUAGACUUAAAUGGAUAAAAGAAAUAAAGACUGGAACCAAAAAAUUAUAUGUCCAAUUCUACAAGGAACUUUUGGAGCUUGUGGACAGUUUGCAGGACGUGAGAGAUGUUCAAGAUUUUGACCUACAAGAUGACGAAGUCCCUGAUUCCGCAUCUUGCCUUUAGAUUUAUAAUUCUGUUUCCGGUGUAAUGGAGGAAGGAUUAGAUACGGGAACACAUGCACCGAAUUGUAAGUGUUGUCAAGACUUUUUAUUUAAUAUUCUUCCUAAUUUUAGUACUCAUUUGUCAUUUCUGAUGGAAGAUGCACAAAAUUUUAAAUUUAAUUUCUAAGGAUUGCUGUGUUAUAGCCUGAAAUAGUUUGUGGGAAAUUAUUAGGUAAGGCGUAUACAAAAUAUUUUUGCACCUACCAUAAUGAGAAUUUUUUCUUCUUCUGCUUUCUAAAAUUUCUUAACCGCUUUUAAAUAAAUCACAGAUUUGUAUCCGUUCAGCUCGCGAUUAGGCGCUCUUUUAUACUGUCUCUUGUUGUUUGUAAGAAUAUUUACGCAUGGGUGAUUAUACUGACAACAACUCAGAAUUCGACUUUAAAAAUUUUAUUUUUCAUAAUUUUUUUUGUAUUUUCAAUACGAAAAAUAGCUUGAUAAAGCUAUUGCCAAUAGCUUGAUAAAGCUAUAUAGCUACAUAAAGCAAUAUAGCUUGUUAAAGAUAUUGUGCUG
Messenger RNA from Saccostrea cuccullata (small rock oyster), 1277 nucleotides. RefSeq lists its product as uncharacterized. The transcript is spliced from 5 exons. The coding region runs from base 1 to 729 and encodes 242 amino acids. NCBI's taxonomy places the organism in Eukaryota, Metazoa, Mollusca, Bivalvia, Ostreida, Ostreidae. The record is from RefSeq and is a predicted model, not a curated record.